UCUUUUAUCCCCACUUGUGAGAAAAAAGCCUCAUCGUAGCAAUUAAAGCUAAGAAGAAAACCAUAAAAAUUAUGGCUUUGAAAGUAAUAUUGUUCGUGGCAGGAGUAGUCCUGGCCAUACAGGUAACUACAAUCUCUGCCAAACCAAACCUCAUUCCGUCGGACCAAUCGAAGCUGGAUGAUUGGAUUGAUCACAAUAUGAGAGCCUACGAGAAAGACAAGAGCAGUCUUAGUGAGACAAUUAAUAAUAAGCUCACCCUUGAUAAGGUACUGACGGCGGCGGAGCACGCCGUUAAGGUUAUCAAGGUGAGCCAAGACGGAAAGGGGGAUUUCAAGACGAUCACAGACGCCGUUAAAAGUAUUCCGUCGGGGAACACGGGGAGGGUCAUAGUGUGGAUUAGUGGUGGGGUGUACCGUGAGCAUAUAACGGUGGAUAGGUCGAAGCCGUUCGUGACGUUUUACGGAGAAGAGGAUAAUGUGCCCGUAAUCACGUUUGACGGCACGGCGGAAAAGUUUGGGACCUGGAACAGCGCCACCGUGGCGGUUGAGUCCGACUACUUUGUUGCUGCUAAUAUUGCAUUUGUGAAUUCGGCUCCAAUGCCAAAGGGAAAAUUGAACGGGGAGCAGGCAGUGGCAUUGAGGAUAUCAGGAGACAAGGCAGCUUUCCACAACUGCAAAUUUAAAGGCUUCCAAGACACCUUGUGCGACGACAAGGGCAGGCAUUUCUUCAGGGAUUGCUACGUUGAAGGCACCGUAGACUUCAUCUUCGGCAAUGGACAAUCACUUUACUUGAACACAACCAUAAGAUCGGUUGCCAAGCAGACAGGGGUCAUCACAGCCCAAGCGAGGACAAAGGUAUCAGAAGACAGUGGGUUCACCUUCGUUCAUUGCAAAAUCAUAGCCGACGGCGACACUUACUUGGGCCGAGCUUGGAAGGAUAUGCCUAGAGUGAUCUUUGCAUACACCUACAUGGGCAACCAUAUCGAUGUUAAUGGCUGGUCUGAUGGCAUGUGGCCAAUCCAAACUCAGGGGGGCAAAAAGGAUGUGUAUUACGGGGAGUACAAGUGCAUGGGACCUGGAGCUAGCACCUCUGGCCGCGUCAAGUAUGCAAAGAUACUGACUGAUGAACAAAUUAAACCUUUCAUGAGUAUGACUUUCAUCCAAGGCAACAAGUGGCUUAUCCAGCCACCCAACCUUAAACACUGAAACCCUGUUAUUAUAAUCAUAUAUAUAUAAUUGUAUUUAUUGAGAGGAGCACUUAAGCCAUAAUUGUGUAUAUAUCAAUGUGCAAUUAACUUGAUGAUAUCAAGCAUUUAACUAUUUACAAAAGAGCAUAAAUACUAAAAUAGUCGAUAUAUUUAUGUGA
Humulus lupulus (European hop) is the source of this 1365-nucleotide messenger RNA. Its product is annotated as putative pectinesterase 63. The record is from RefSeq and is a predicted model, not a curated record. Gene Ontology annotation, biological process: cell wall modification. The transcript has 4 exons. Lineage: Eukaryota; Viridiplantae; Streptophyta; Magnoliopsida; Rosales; Cannabaceae. The coding region runs from base 72 to 1205 and encodes 377 amino acids. Gene Ontology annotation, molecular function: pectinesterase activity.